CCUCGAGUAGUACACACGUGCUUAGCAGCACCGCUUGCCCGCUACUUCAAGCCGCGCCGCGCCAGAGCCCAGACGGACGCCAACCAACUUUGGUGGACGCUAUCUGCAUUUGACAGUCGCCCGUCGCACGCGGCCGCGAGCGAACGCAACGCCGCCAUGGCCUGGUUCCUGACACUCCUCGUCGGGGUCGUCAUCCUGGCCGCCUUCCGCGCCUACAACAAGUACACGUCGGGGCGAUGUCGCUGCACGACCCGCCUGGACGGCAAGGUGGUCGUCGUGACGGGGGCUAACACGGGCAUCGGCAAGGAGGCGGCGCGGAACUUCGCGGCGCGCGGCGCGAGGGUGAUCAUGGCGUGCCGGGACCUCAAGAAGGCCGACGAGGCGAGAGACGACAUCGUCUCCUCCACGGGCAACGACAAUGUGCUGAUCCGGCCCCUCGACCUGCUGUCACUUCAGUCGGUGCGCGAGUUCGUGGCCGGGGUGGUGCGCUCGGAGCAGCGCCUCGACGUCCUCGUCAACAACGCGGGCGCGGGCGGGCUGCCACACAAGUACACCGACGACGGGCUGGUCAUGGGCAUGCAGGCCAACCACUUUGGGCCGUUUCUGCUCACCUGCCUACUCGUGGACCUGCUCAAGAAGACGCCAUCCAGUCGCAUCGUGACGGUGUCGUCCGCAGCGUACCCUUACGGCUUUUUCGACAUCGACAACAUGAACUGCGAGAAGGACUUCAACGGUUUCUAUCUCUACUGCAACAGCAAGCUGUGCAACAUCUUCAUGACACAAACCCUUGCCGAAAAGCUGAAAGGAACGGGUAUCACGGCAAACAGCCUUCACCCUGGCGUCGUGAAGACCGAUAUAUUUCGGAACGUCCCCAACGAGACGAUCAAGAGCAUCGCCUCUGCUGGCGUUGGCUUCUUCUUCAAGAAUGCGGAAGCGGGCGCGCAGACGAUCAUCCACCUAGCAGUGUCCAAAGAGGGAGGCCACGUGAGUGGGAAGUACUUCAUGGACCUAAAGGAGAGAGGUCUAGCCAGCGUGGCGAAGACCCCGGGCCUCGCCGAAAAAGUAUGGAAGCGGUCCGAGGACUUCGUUAAACUAGCUGAAAACGAACGGCCGUUCUAAGAAGCAAACGUUUUUAAAAGAAACAAACAACUCAGCUCAUCUUUUUCUACUUUUAUUCGGUACAUAAGGACAUACAGUUAACAGUAUCUUGAUAAGGAGAUGAACAGUUUAAGAAUUGCUACACAAUAAUGUUGAAGAUUGUUUCUGAAUAGAAACUUAGCUGUAACAUGAUCUCCAACAACUAUAAUUUAAAUUCAUUUUUGAUUAAAAACAAGAAAACUGUGUAAAUCAGAAACAAGUUGUUUUUCCUUUGUUCAUUUAAAAGAAGCUAGUGGAUUGAUGUAAAAAAGGUUUAUAAAUAUGUGCAUAGAUAGAUA
Frankliniella occidentalis (western flower thrips) is the source of this 1436-nucleotide messenger RNA. Its product is annotated as retinol dehydrogenase 11-like. The transcript has 6 exons. The record is from RefSeq and is a predicted model, not a curated record. NCBI's taxonomy places the organism in Eukaryota, Metazoa, Arthropoda, Insecta, Thysanoptera, Thripidae. Bases 157 to 1119 code for a protein of 320 amino acids.